This is a messenger RNA of Polypterus senegalus (gray bichir), 4655 nucleotides long. Its product is annotated as RNA-binding protein 25-like. NCBI's taxonomy places the organism in Eukaryota, Metazoa, Chordata, Cladistia, Polypteriformes, Polypteridae. The transcript has 18 exons. Gene Ontology annotation, biological process: regulation of alternative mRNA splicing, via spliceosome; mRNA processing. The record is from RefSeq and is a predicted model, not a curated record. Bases 188 to 2611 code for a protein of 807 amino acids. Gene Ontology annotation, molecular function: mRNA binding. Gene Ontology annotation, cellular component: spliceosomal complex.
CUCUAUGGUUUAGCCCAAGAGAGGGGGAUUAAGGUUUGGAAGAAGAAAAAAAAAAAGAAAAAAGAAAACCGACAAGGAAAGAAAAGAAGUGCAGCGAGGAUAAGAUUUGCACUUUUCUUUUAAGUCAGUAACCACCUGAUUCUGGGUAAGAAGACGUACAGAUCCGCGGUCGGUUCAGCUUUUAAAAAUGUCUUUUCCACCUCAUCUAAAUCGUCCACAAAUUGGGAUUCCUCCUUUACCACCAGGGAUGCCACCUCCGCAGUUUGCAGGCUUUCCUACAACAGUUCCACCUGGUGCACAAAUGAUUCCAAUGAUGGGGAUUAUGACACCAGCUCCCACUGUUUUGGUUCCUACAUCCAUGCCAAUGGUUGGCAAGCCAAUGGGCCCACGAAAAGAUUUUCCUGGAAUGAGAAUCAAAGAGAAUGAAGACACUGGUGGUCCAACCACAACUGUGUUUGUUGGAAAUAUUUCAGAAAAAGCUUCUGACAUGCUUAUAAGGCAGCUUUUGGCAAAAUGUGGAUUGGUUCUGAGCUGGAAAAGAGUGCAAGGUGCAUCUGGAAAGCUCCAAGCUUUUGGUUUCUGUGAAUACAAGGAGCCGGAAUCGACAUUAAGGGCAUUGCGAUUACUUCAUGAGCUGCAGAUCGGUGAUAAAAAGCUUUUGGUAAAAGUGGAUGCCAAAACCAAAGCUCAGCUAGAUGAAUGGAAGGCCAAAAGGAGAACUGCUAAUGGGAAUUCUCAGUCUGACUCAAAUGCAGAUGAAGAGGAGGAGUUGGAUGAAGAGAGUAAACAGCGUGACCAGAUUGUGAAGGGUGCAAUUGAAGGACUUAUUCGUGAAUACUCAAAUGAGCUUAAUGCUCCCUCCCAGGAGGCUGACACCCAUCACAGAAAGAAGAAAAAGGAAAAAAAAGAAGAUGAAGACAUAAAUGCAAUUGAAAUGGAAGAAGACAAGAGAGACUUAAUUUCUCGGGAGAUCAGUAAAUUCAGAGAUACUCACAAGAAACUGGAGGAAGAAAAAGGCAAAAAAGAAAAAGAGCGUCAAGAAAUUGAGCGGGAAAGGCGGGAGAGGGAGAAAGAACGAGAGAGAGAGAGAGAACGACGUGACCGUGAAAGGGAAAAGGAACGGGAACGGGAAAGAGAGAAGGAGAGAGAGAAAGAGCGGGAGAGAGAAAGGGAGAGGGAUCGAGAGAGAACCAAGGACAAGGAGAGGGAGCGAGAAAGGGAGCGCGAUAAAGAACGAAGCAGAGACCGAAGUAAAGACCGUAGUCGAUCACGGGAGAAGAGCAGAGAUAGAGAAAAGGACAAAAAACGUGAUCGAGAAGAAGAUGAGGAAGAACUGUAUGAGAGAAGAAAAUUGGAGAGAAAGCUGAGAGAAAAAGAAGCUGCCUACCAAGAGCGGCUAAAAAACUGGGAAAUUAGAGAGAGGAAAAAAGCUCGAGAAUAUGCAAAAGAAGCUGAAAGGGAGGAGGAACGGAGACGAGAAACAACAAAAGAAGGUAAAAGACUUAAGGAGUUUCUUGAAGAUUAUGAUGAUGACAGAGAUGAUCCUAAAUACUACAGAGGCAGUGCUCUUCAGAAACGCUUACGUGACAGAGAAAAGGAGAUGGAAGCAGAUGAACGAGACAGAAAACGUGAAAAGGAAGAAUUGGAAGAAAUACGACAACGACUUUUAGCAGAGGGUCAUCCAGAUCCAGAUGCUGAAUUGCAAAGGAUGGAGCAAGAAGCAGAGCGGCGUCGGCAGCCACCCAUAAAACAGGAGCCAGAGUCUGAGGAAGAAGCAGAAGAAGAAAAAACACAAGUUCAGCAAAAGGAAGAAAGAAAAGAUGUGGUUGACCAGGAGCCAGAUUCGGAGGAUGAUGUUGAUGAGCAAGAGGAAGAGGAGGAGGAGGAAGAGGAACCUCAAGAACAGAAGCCAUGCCUUAAACCUACGCUAAGACCAAUUAGCUCUGCUCCAUCAGUGUCAUCAGCUAGUGGAAAUGCCUCGCCCAAUACUCCUGGUGACGAGUCUCCCUGUGGUAUCAUUAUACCCCAUGAGAACUCCCCUGGCACACACCUUCAGGAGGAACAUCGGCCCAAAAUUGGGCUCACUCUCAAAUUAGGUUCUUCAAAUAGCCCAAGUCAACCAAGUGGAGGGAAAAGAAAGAAAUUAGCUGUGGAUAGUGUGUUCAACAAAUUUGACGAUGAAGAAAGUGAUGAGGUGCCUCGUAAAAGGAAACUGGUACCUUUGGACUAUGAAGAUGAAGACAAAGGAGGUGCUAAAGGCAAUGUGAACACAGAAGAAAAGCGGAAACAUAUAAAAAGCCUCAUUGAGAAGAUACCAACUGCCAAGCCAGAGCUGUUCUCUUAUCCUCUUGACUGGUCCAUUGUAGACAGUACAUUAAUGGAACGGCGCAUCAGACCAUGGAUAAAUAAAAAGAUUAUUGAGUACAUAGGAGAAGAAGAAGCAACAUUAGUGGAUUUUGUUUGUUCAAAGGUCAUGGCUCACAGUACACCGCAAGGCAUUUUAGAUGAUGUAGCGAUGGUGCUUGAUGAAGAAGCAGAAGUUUUCAUUGUAAAAAUGUGGAGGUUAUUAAUUUAUGAAACAGAGGCAAAGAAGAUUGGAUUAGUGAAAUAAACGUGGAAGGAGGGGAAAGAUGAACUAAUUUAAUAUUAGCUGCUUUCCAUCCAUUAUUCAGUCCAACAUUAAACUAUUGUUCUGGAUAAUUCUCUCUGGGGGCUGGAUUUUUAAAACAAAAAGAAGAAAAUCAAUGGAUGUCUCGCCUGUGAAUUUUUUUUUUUUUUUUUUUUUACUGUUUCAAGCAGUAAUUUAAAUCAGCAUUGUUCUGGUUGUUCUGUUUUAUUUGUGCACUGAUUUUAGUGUGCCCUGACAAAACUGUACUGAGCAUGUUCUGAAUUAAUAAUUCAGGUCUGCUCCUAAAGAUCUGCUUCUUCUGUUAGUUUCUUGUCACAUGUUAGCCUUGAGUUCACUCUCCAGCAUUUGAAUUUUAUAUUAAUGUUUAUAAAUAAUUGGCCCAUCAGUGGGAUGACACUUGAAAAAUCAGAGUUUGAGGUCUCACAAGGAAAUCAUCAAUGCCAAAAUUGCAUUAUUUAACUCGGCAUCCUGUAGCAGAUUGGUUACUCAAAAACAUGGAAGUAUUUUUCUUUGUCUUGAGUAUCCCCCAUAGAGUGUUUCAGGUGUUAUUAGAAUUUUUAUUAUUGUUAAAACAAGUAACAUUCUUGAUCCUGAUUUUGUUUGUGCUGGCCAAAUUUACCUAGUCUUUUCCUCAAGACACCUUGAUUUGUGGUCUAAUACUUAUUUUUCUUGUUGUCCAAUAAAUGACAAUAGCCUUAGAUGACCCACUAAACUCUUUUGAUUUAAUAAUUUUGUAAUAAAAAGACAAGUAAUACUUCAGCUGUGGUCAUGAGAUGUCCAACAUCAUUGUUAAUGUCCGUUUUAAAUAUGCUGUUCAGAAGAAUUUCAAUGACACAGUUCAGUUUCCUUUCAAGGAAUUGAGUGAUGUUUUUUAUUGACAAAUCUUUAGCUCUUUACUCUUAAUCUGAAGUUAUCCUAACAUACCUAAACUUUCUUUUGACCUUCAGUAUAACUUAAUGCCUUUCUUUAUUAUGUAUCUUCUAACAUGCAUGUAAAUCAAUGGAUUCAAACACCAGGUAGGUACCUAUGUUGCAGAGAUGGUGCUUCUAUUGUUUACUGUUUACUCGGUAUAUGCUGGCACAUUAAAAGAGCAAACUUCAAUGUCUGCCAGUUUGACUCGCCAAAUAGUACUACCACAAAUGACUGACCAUUUAAUAGUUAAAUCACAUAUUUUACUAAGUAACAUUUUUUGUUGCUUAUUAGCAGUGUGAUCUUCAGGGACUGAAAGUGUAGAUAUGUCAGUUGCUGUCAAACAAAACUUUUCUGAAGGUAACCCCGUCACAGAUAUGUAUAAACCCACUGGCCCCCAUUUGCUUAUUUACCACAUUUUUGGGUUUAAUUCCUUGUCUGUACUUUUCACAGUAAACUUUAUGCUGGUUCUGUUCUGCUUUUCAUUGUUUUUUAAAAUGUAGGAUUUGGGCCACACAGCUUUGUCCUGACUGUUCUAUGUCUUAAAUUUUAGAAUGACCUCUUAUCACUAAACUAAUGCUGUUUCAGUGUUGCUGUCUCAAUACUUUUGUGGGUGAGAACAUUUUUUUUGUUGUUUUCUUGAACAUGGAUGGUAGGUUAGGUUUGACUCGGAUAAUGUUAACAAGAUUAGAGCAUGUUAAACGGCUCGAGUCAUUUUUUGCCUCUCUUUUAGAGCUUCUCAUCCCUGAUUUCCACAGAAAGUUUGAAUUUUUGACUCUGGUUGCUUUGUAUCUAAAUGAUCAACAAAAUUGAAGACUCUUACCCCAAAGACUGUCAUCCAAAUGCUUAUCUUAGCCAGUCUGAUGUGAUUAAAUUUUAAUUUUGUUUUAUUCAAAUUGCUGUAAAUUUUCAAGUCGUACAGUAACUGUAAAAAUGUUGGAAACCUUUUGUGCAAAAUGUAUAUAUCAGCAUUGAGAUGGACCUGCUGUGAACACCAAGCACUGGGAACCCAUGCUAAAAAUAAUUUAUUUUGGACCUCAAAGUAUAUUUAGUUUAAGCUUAUGGCUUAAUAUCUUUGUAAAUAGUGCUGGGUGAACAAAUUCAAACUUUGUCAGGC